CUGUGAACCUCUGGAAAGGGAGGAAGGGGUUGGUGGUUCAGCUCUAUAAAACUUGUUAAGCAGGAAUUGCUGAACAGAAAGCUUCAGUUACCAGGUGAAAGCCCUGACCCUCGGGGAAGGGGCCCUCUUAGCUCUGCGGGAUCAAAGCUAGAAGCCGGCUCGCUGAGGACCCUGACUGACAUCUCUGAGAAAAGAUGUCUUCCAGCAAUGACCACGUUUUAGUACCAAUGUCUCAGAGAAACACCAACGGCCUUCCUGGAAUGAACUCCAGCGACAUGACGACGCUUACAGGAGAUGUGUUGAGUUUUCACAACAUCACCUAUCGAGUGAAAAUGAAAAGUGGGUUUCUAGGCCGGAAAAAGACUGAGAAGGAAAUACUCUCGGAUAUCAAUGGGAUCAUGAAACCUGGCCUCAAUGCCAUAUUGGGACCCACAGGCGGAGGCAAGUCUUCGUUAUUAGAUGUCUUAGCGGCAAGGAAGGAUCCACGAGGAUUAUCUGGAGAUGUUCUGAUAAACGGCGCACCUCAACCUGCCAAUUUCAAAUGUACUUCAGGCUAUGUGGUUCAAGAUGAUGUCGUGAUGGGCACCCUGACAGUGAGAGAAAACUUACAGUUCUCAGCAGCCCUACGGCUUCCAACAACUAUGAAGAAUCAUGAAAAAAAUGAACGGAUUAACAUGGUCAUUAAAGAGUUGGGGCUGGAGAAAGUAGCAGAUUCCAAGGUUGGAACCCAGUUUAUCCGCGGUGUCUCUGGAGGAGAAAGGAAGCGGACGAGCAUAGGAAUGGAGCUGAUCACCGACCCUUCCAUUCUCUUCCUGGAUGAGCCCACAACUGGUUUGGACUCAAGCACAGCAAAUGCUGUCCUCUUGCUCCUGAAGAGGAUGUCAAAACACGGUCGAACAAUCAUCUUCUCCAUUCAUCAGCCUCGGUAUUCCAUCUUUAAGUUGUUCGACAGCCUCACCUUAUUGGCCUCAGGGAAACUCAUGUUCCAUGGGCCUGCGCAGGCGGCUUUGGAGUACUUUGCCUCAGCAGGUUACCAGUGUGAGCCGUACAAUAACCCUGCCGAUUUCUUCCUGGAUGUCAUCAAUGGAGAUUCUUCUGCUGUAGUGUUAAAUAGAGAGGAAGAACCCCAGAGAGAAAACAAAACUGAAGAGCCCUCCAAGAGAGAGAAGCCAAUCAUAGAAAACUUAGCUGAGUUUUAUGCCAACUCCUCCAUCUACAGAGAAACAAAAGCUGAAUUAGAUCGACUUCCAAGGAAUCAAAAAAAGAAAGGAAUAUUAGCCUUCAAAGAGACGACGUAUACUACCUCCUUCUGUCAUCAACUCAGAUGGAUUGCCAAGCGUUCAUUCAAAAACUUGCUGGGGAACCCUCAGGCCUCCGUAGCUCAGCUAAUUGUCACAAUCAUACUGGCACUGAUUAUUGGUGCGAUUUACUUUGACCUGAAAAAUGAUUCCUCAGGAAUCCAGAAUAGAGCUGGGGUGCUCUUUUUCCUGACCACCAACCAGUGUUUCACCAGUGUGUCAGCUGUGGAGCUCUUCGUAGUGGAGAAGAAACUCUUCAUACACGAGUACAUCAGUGGAUAUUACAGAGUAUCUUCUUACUUCUUUGGAAAGCUGAUAUCUGACUUACUACCCAUGAGGUUUUUGCCAAGUGUUAUAUUCACUUGUAUAUUAUACUUCAUGUUAGGACUAAAAAACGAGGUGGGGGCUUUCUUCAUCAUGAUGUUCAGCCUUAUGAUGGUGGCUUAUACAGCCAGCUCCAUGGCACUGGCCAUAGCUGCAGGCCAAAGUGUGGUAUCCGUGGCAACACUUCUCAUGACAAUCUCUUUUGUAUUUAUGAUGAUUUUUUCUGGUCUUUUGGUGAAUCUCACAACCAUUGAGCCUUGGUUGUCCUGGCUCCAGUACUUCAGCAUUCCUCGAUACGGCUACACAGCUUUGCAGUACAAUGAAUUCUUGGGACAGGAUUUCUGUGGCGGACUCAAUGUAACCGCCAACAACACCUGCGAUUACAGCAAUAUGAUGACUUGUACUGGUGAUGCCUACUUGGAAAGACAGGGCAUCGAUCUCUCACCUUGGGGACUGUGGAGCAAUCACGUGGCUCUGGCUUGUAUGAUUAUUAUCUUCCUCACAAUUGCCUACCUGAAACUGUUAUUUCUUAAAAAGUAUUCUUAAAUUCCCCUUUACCAUACUAUUAAUUGUACUCCCAUUAAAUGCAGACACUUUGAUUGAUGUA
Microtus oregoni (creeping vole) is the source of this 2229-nucleotide messenger RNA. RefSeq names its product broad substrate specificity ATP-binding cassette transporter ABCG2. Gene Ontology annotation, molecular function: ATP binding; ABC-type transporter activity; ATP hydrolysis activity. The coding region runs from base 195 to 2168 and encodes 657 amino acids. NCBI's taxonomy places the organism in Eukaryota, Metazoa, Chordata, Mammalia, Rodentia, Cricetidae. Gene Ontology annotation, cellular component: plasma membrane. The transcript has 16 exons. The record is from RefSeq and is a predicted model, not a curated record.